This is a messenger RNA of Penicillium olsonii, 2526 nucleotides long. The record is from the annotation of a GenBank genome assembly. NCBI's taxonomy places the organism in Eukaryota, Fungi, Ascomycota, Eurotiomycetes, Eurotiales, Aspergillaceae.
AUGAACCACCAUCUGCCUGCGAUGCCGCACGGGCAGCCGCCUAUGCCUCCUUCUAGACGGCAGCAGGAAUAUGGUUACAACACAAUCCCGCCCAACAUGCGCUCCCCCCAAUACAUUGGGUAUCCACCACACAUGAACGGCCAUAUGCCUCAGCCCUACCACCCACCAUAUGGCCAGUGGUACCCGCCUUAUGGACAUACCAUGCAACCUCCUCCGCGGCCGCAGUAUCAACAGCCGCACUAUGGACCUAUGAUCGUCUCUUCCUACCCUCAUGCGCAGCCUGUCAUGGCACCCACUCAUCUUCCGCCCCAUUCAAUGCAUAUGCAACAAAGAACUUCGACACCCCAACCACCGAUCAUGACUCCGCCCGUCAUGAUGCCUUCCAUGUCACCCAUGCAACCAGAAAUGCAGGGACACCCGCCUCCUUUGCCUCACCCGGUUCAGGGAUAUCCCGUCGCUUCACCAUCGCCACGAUGGGAACCCAAAACAAAUGUCCCGCCCAAGCCUGCUUUCACCCCACCUCUUCCAUGGCUCUCUGUCCCAGACCAAUCAUUCCCACCUAGAACCCCACGCAGGCGUCGCAAGGCCCGCGUGAUGCAAUGCUCUGUUGAGUUGCCAGCUAAAGAUGCCAACAUCAUUGCGGAGACUCAUGACGAGGAGACGAAUGUCGCCAAUGUGUCCACCCAAGAGGCCUCAGAACCUCAGACCCCGACCACUACAUUCCAACCCUCGGAUACUGACUCCACGCAACCCACCACUCCCUCGUCAACCGCAAGGUCCCAGGCACACUCUAAAACCUCUAAGCAGCCCCCUACUCCCGUAGUCCCCGCGGUUCCAAAUGUCCCAGCCACCCCGCGUCGCCAUGCCAGAGACAACAGCAGUGUCGCAUCUGGAACGCCUAAAUCAACAGUCGCUGCCACUGUUGUCCCGGCACCGGAGACCGAUUCUGCGCCUAGCACCGACACCAAGAGCCCUCCUACGUCUGCUGCGCCAAAGUCCUGGGCCGACUUGGUUCGGUCAAAGGCAUCGGCAAAGGCAGCAAGUGCAGCAGCAGCUUCGGCUGAAUCGACCGGGUUGCCAGCCCAGAAGAAUGAAAACCUCGCUGAUGUUUUGGGUGGAUUGGGAGACGAUGUGACACAGUACAGCGACAAAAUCGCAUUCCUGGAACCUCGAGGCCUGGUCAAUACUGGAAACAUGUGUUAUAUGAACUCCGUCCUGCAGAUUCUUGUCUCCUGCAUUCCAUUCUACCAGUUCCUUGACCACCUCGGACGACGUGCCGCGCACAGCUUCCACAGCGAUCUUCCUCUGAUUGACGCCAUGAUCAUGUUCAUGAAAGAAUUCCGCGUCAUCGACGCCGCUACUUCAGAAGACCAAUUGCGCCUCAGGUUGAAGGCCAACGAGCUUGAGCAGUACGGAGAUGCUUUCGCCCCCGAAUUCGUCUACGAAAUGGUCAGACAGUUGCCACGCUUCAGGGAUAUGCGACGCGGCCACCAGCAGGAUGCCCAGGAGUUCUUGGGUUUCCUCCUCGAAGAGAUGCAUGAAGAGUGCGCUCGUGCUGAGAAGCACACUGCCGCAAAGCAGGAGGGAGAAGAUUCUGCCGUUGAUGGUUGGCUGGAAGUCGGUCACAAACAGAAAGCAGCCGUUACCCAACUUUCCGGUUCCAUUUCUAGCGAGUCACCAGUCACGAGAAUUUUCGGCGGCAAACUUCGAUCGGAGUUCAAAGUACCUGGCAACAAGACCUCGGUAACAUUGGAGCCUUAUCAACCUCUGCAGCUCGACAUUGGGUCGCACGAUGUCCACAAUAUUCUCGAUGCGCUCAAGGGGUUGACCAAGCCAGAAAGCAUCCAAGGUGAUUUCAACUCGUCGCGUGGUUCAAAUGUCACCGCGACCAAGCAAAUCUUCAUUGAAACCCUGCCUCCUGUCUUGAUCCUUCACCUGAAGCGUUUCCAGUACGAUAACCUCACCGGAGCCACCCAAAAGAUUUGGAAGAAGGUCGGCUACCCUCUCGAAUUGGACCUUCCCCGUGAAGUCUUCCCCGCCCAUCGCCGCAAUGCAAUGGCCGAGACAGGCCCACCCAAGUACCGUCUGAUGGGAGUCAUCUACCAUCACGGAAAGAACGCUAGCGGUGGACAUUACACCGUAGAUGUUCGCCGUCAAGAAGGUCUGGAAUGGAUUCGCAUGGACGACACUGUUAUUCGCCGUGUUCGUAGCGAGGAUGUCGCCGAGGCUGGUGGCGAGGAAGACCCCAAGGCCCUUGCAGCCGCUCUGGAGCAUCACAAGCACAACAAGACACCCAACGGCAACAUCUUUGAUCACAUUGACCAGGAUGACAUGGAUUCCGCCGAUAACGACAAGGGCUGGAGCCAGGUCAACGGCAACGGAGUCAACGGACAUGCCAGCAAGAAGUCUGUGAACGGAGUCACUCCCUCUCCUGGUCCUUCCUCUGGAGUGCGCACUCCCCUCGGCCGUUACGGCUCCCGCGACAACAAGGUCGCCUACCUCUUGUUCUACCAGCGCAUGGACUGA